AAAAUUAAAAGGAAAAAAAAAAAGAUGGAGAUAAUUACCAAAAGACCUCACCAUCAUCUCCUUCAUGGACUAAAAGGCCCGGCCUUCUCGAGCCCUAAGCCAUCAAUCGAGAAGGAACGAGAUUAUUUGGAUGAAACCCUAACCCUAACUUCCCUAAUUCUCAUCCUCAUAUCACUACUACUCCUCCAAUCCCAUCAAAAUCCCAUCUUUGUGCCUUUCUCUUCUUCUCUCUCGCCCUCCGCUUCGAUUCUCUACCGAGUUUCUGUGGCUUUGAGGUCUCGGGAAUCUUCGCCAAGGAUACUUUCUGAUGGAAGCUUUUGGAGGUUCUGGAUUCAGUGGUGUAUCUGCAGUGAAAAGACGGAGAACUGUUACGUCUAGGCGGCCUCGACCAGAUUCUCAGUUUGUAGUGGAGAACCGUGAUCAAUCUCCACCUUCGUCUACUCCAUCUUCUGAUAAUGCAACCAAGGUUUCUUCCGAUGACAAUACCUCUUAUGCUCCUAGUUUCCCAAGGAAAGAGUUCAGUCUGAACAGCUCUUCACAAAAGGUUGCUUCAAUUAAUAAAAUUGAAGGUUUGGGUUCCUCGAAGAAGAUCAGGAGAGAAGAUAGGAAGUUUGGAGAUGUGGAUGCAUUAUAUAGAAGUAGUAGUUCAAGAGGCAGUGCACCAGGACAUAGUGGCUCGGAAUUAAGGCGAUCUAGCGAAGGUGCCCUUGCUCUGGCUAACUGGAAAUCUAACAAUAAAGCCAGAGAAAACAUUGAAAUGCAGGCGAGAUCCCCUGAUGGGCAUGUUGGUAGGAAUGGUGAUGGCUAUGGCAUGAGCCAGUCAGCUGGAGGUUCCAAUGGAUCUGCUGAGAGUAAGCAGUUAAAGAAGGUGAAGCUCAAGGUUGGUGGAGUUGUACGCACUAUUCAUGCAAAAUCCAAUUUGGAGACUGGCAACACAGUUGAUUCAUCAACUAAGGUUUCACGUUCUUCAGAUUCUUCUCGGCAUCGACAAAAGCUUAUUCUUCCGGAAACAUCAGAUGAGGAGGACUCUCCCUCUGAAAGAGGAAAUUCCGCAACACAGGUAAUGGGCAUGGAAGGACUUUGGAGGUGGAUUUUCUCGUGGAACAAAGGUAGACUCGAGGGGCAAAAUAACAGAAGGCAGUUUGUCCAUGAAGAAGUAGACAGAUCCCAAAGCAUUAGCUCUUCUGAGCCUACUCGUAAAAGCAAGAGAGUUCCUAAGAAGCGGGUUUUAGAUGGUGCAUUUGAUGAAGUUGAUGAAGAUGAUGAGAUUCGCUAUCUUGAGAGGUUGAAAAUGGCAAAGGUCACAAGAGAUUAUAGCGCUGAGAAUGAAGAUGAUGAGGAGGACAGUUUAAAGAAAAAGAAAAUAUCAAAAAUGUCCAAGAGUAAGAGAACUGGAUAUGAUAUUGAUGAGGAUUAUGUGUCCCGGUCGGGAAAGGACAAUCGAAGGAGAUCAAAAUCAGGUAAAGAGUCUGAUGAUGCUGAUUACAUGGAAGAGGAAGAACCUGGUUCUGAUACAGGACUAGAGGCCAAAAAGAAGAAGCAGAAAGAGCCGGUUGAUGCAUUAACUGAUUCGCGAGCAGAGCCUCUCACAACACGUCAACGGGCGCUCCAGUCAAGUAAAGAUGGUAGCACUGGCUCAAGUUUAAUUGAGUUUCCAAAUGGACUGCCUCCUGCUCCUCCAAGAAAACAAAAGGAGAAGCUUUCUGAAGUUGAGCUGCAGGCAAAAAAAGCUGAAGCUGCUCAAAGACGAAGAAUGCAAGUCGAGAAAGCCAAUAGAGAAUUGGAGGCUGCAACUAUAAGUAAGAUCUUAGGACAAGAUCCAAAGAAAAAGAAAAAGGAAGAGGAGAAGCUUAAGGAGCUUGAUGAGAAGGCACAGGAGAGGGCCGCAAACUUUUUGACAUUAGCUCCAAAUACCAUUAGAUGGAUCAUGGGGCCAACUGGCACUGUUGUGACAUUUGCUGAUGAUGUGGGCCUCCCAAGCAUAUUCGACUCCAAGCCAUGCAGUUAUCCUCCUCCCCGUGAGAAAUGCGCCCGCCCGUCAUGUACAAACACGUACAAGUACCGGGAUUCCAAAUCAAAUCUUCCUCUUUGCAGCCUACAAUGCUACAAAGCAACCCAAGGGCAUUCUCAUACAGUAUCCACUUGUUAAUGUAUCAUUCAGGCAUUGUGUGAAUCAUCUGAUAUAUUUUCGAGAAGCAGGUAAUGCUUCAUCUCUUUGAAAGUAGUAGUUUGAACAUAUUAUAGUUCCUACAAUAUGACUUAAUGCCGAAUUGCAUUGCUUGUUCACAUAAAAGAUCGUUCGUAUAUCAUAUAUAGCAGUACUUCCAUGCCAUGGUUGAUUCAUGUGCUCAACAUUCUGAGUAGACUUCGAUGACUGCUGAACAUAAAUCCGGUAACAGGAUGGCUUGCCGAAGAACAAUUACAGAUGUUAAGCUUUGUCAUUGAGAAUGGAUAAGCCUGUACAAAUAGAAGUGAAAAAUUAUUAAUAACAUGCAAGUCCUUUCGGUCACCCCUUGUUGAUCAAGUUUUCAUGUUAAUUCAUUGCCUCAAAUGGAUGAUAGGUUUGUUUUUUUGCAUUGGAAUUCAGAAUGUACAAGCUAUGUUGCUUUCUUGAUAGAAAUGUGGUUGUUUCUUUUU
This is a messenger RNA of Dioscorea cayenensis subsp. rotundata (Guinea yam), 2637 nucleotides long. RefSeq lists its product as uncharacterized. Gene Ontology annotation, cellular component: Ino80 complex. NCBI's taxonomy places the organism in Eukaryota, Viridiplantae, Streptophyta, Magnoliopsida, Dioscoreales, Dioscoreaceae. Gene Ontology annotation, biological process: chromatin remodeling. The record is from RefSeq and is a predicted model, not a curated record.